Molecule: messenger RNA, 3000 nt
Organism: Symbiodinium natans
Lineage: Eukaryota; Dinophyceae; Suessiales; Symbiodiniaceae
Source: the annotation of a GenBank genome assembly
AUGCUCGCGAAGCUCGGUCUUGCAGGGCUUUGCUCGCAGGACCCCAGUGCACUUUGUAAGCAGAAGGCUACGGCUAGCCAUGGUUCUGAGUGGCGAGGACGAGCAGAUCGUGGCGAGCUUUCUUGCGAAAGCAGCAAGGAGAGCAUUCAGGCUCUUCACGAGUUCUUAGUCCAAAAGGGACAUGCUUGGAAGAUGAAGCUCAGUUGUGCCCUCAUCGGAGUGCAUCCAGGCAACAGGGACGGAAUCGGCUGCAGUGUUGCCCAUGUGGCAGAGCUCAUCACCGACAUCCAUUCCAUCGGAUUUGUUGCUGCAGAAUCCAAGGGGGUCUGCGUAGAGGUUCCUGCAGAUGGUCGUGGAGACCACAUUCGGCAGUUCAACCUGCAACUUGCCUCAGAGGCCUUCGGGAAGUUGGCUCCGGUCGACUGUGCCAGCUUGAAAUAUGCAAGCAUCAUAGGCAGUCAUGCAAACCAAGCCAACCGAUGCUUCAAAGCUGGUGUGGCACACGAGGACCCGAAGGUGACGGUUGAUGGCUUCUUGUCAUUGACGAAGUUGGCACAAGUCGACCCUAGCUGGCAUGCUGCCAUCCAGGAUGGGCUGGAAGGGCUGGUCAUCAGCCACGACGUCACAGAGAGUCAUCCUGACUAUGUUCGCCUUGCACAGGCGGCCGGCAACGCCUCCGGUCAAAUCGCUUCGGUUGAGCAUGAGCUCCAGCUCGCACGCAAGGUCACUGUGGCCAUAGAUGGGCUGUUGAAACGAAGUGGGAAGACCACGGUUGUCUACAACGAUGUGGCACCUGACAUUCUCAGGUCCAGACCACCAAGUGCUUCAGCUCUUCCUGGAAUAUUCAUGUUCGUGUUGAAAUGCGGAGGGGGGCUUGGUGCCGACUCCUUCUUUGGGAGGUCGGAGCGACACAUUCGGGCUCACGGACAACCCAAAAGAGCUCUCGGUCCUGAAGUGUGGCAGGCAUUGGCUAUGGAGGUGAAAGGGAAGUGCCAAUAUGUGCCAUGGAGGCACAUGCUCCUCAAGCUAGGCUUCACCGGCCCCGAGCGAACCUUGACAAGCUCGGACGUCAAGAAAGCCUUGCAAAGCAAUGUGCUUGCCAAGGCUGCCGAAGCCGAAAAGAUGGCCAGUGAGAUGCAGCGCAUUCUUUCCUCGGCCACUCACCUCACCCCAGAGGUGGCAGCAGCCACACUUGCAGAAGUGGAGAUUGAGUUCGCAGCUGUGCUGUUGCAGAAGAGGAAGGUCAGCCAGAGGACCAGUUUGGAGAGUGUCUGUAACGAUUGUCUUCAGGGACUUGGCAUGUCGUCUCCCUGGGCCCAUGUGCUGCAGUCAUCGUCCUCCACCCAGGCCCCAGCACAAACAUCUCCUUCCAAGGACAGUGAAGCAGGUAUGGCUCUUCGACUCUUCGACAACUCCGGCAAGCUCCUGAACGAUGCAAGGCUUGUUGAGAUGGGGUUUGAGGUUGGUAACCUUGUCAUGAGGAAGGCGGACGAGGUGGUUGGGACCAUCAAGAGCAUGACAGCCGAGCAUGUGGAUUUGGUCUUGCAGGAUUCCAGCGCGUGCCGGGUUUCGUCGCAGUCUUUCAUUGAGGGGAAAUGGAAGAAGCAUGUCCCCAAGCAAUCGCCUGUGCCUUUGGUUGAUUGGUGGCAAUCCUCACCUGCUCAUGCCCCCGACUUUUUUCUAGCCACUUUGAAGGGCGAGGUGAUGCAGGCCAUGUGGGAACAGUACCAUGCCUUCAAGCACGACAAAUCCUUGCAGGUGAUCUUGAAACCCUCCAAGGAUGUGCAGGCACUUGAGAGCUUUCCCCCUGGUGCCUUGCGACUCCCAGUGGCCACCACUCGGCUGGAUGUUCGGCCAUCCAGCCAAGCUCCUUUGCAAGGGUCGGUCAUGAUAGGCUCCAUCAAAGGAAUCUUUCCAGAAGAGAUGUCCUUCUUCCUCACGCCUGCCAUGCAAAUCCCGAAAGAUUCCAAUCCUGGCUUCAUCAGCCCAGCCUGGGCUUGCAAGGUUUCGCCCGACAAGGAAGACUCCAACCUGGAACUGUCAGGCCCAGGGGAAUGGAGCAAACAGAAGUUGUGCAUCGGUAUGACCAAGCUUCAGCUUCCCGUCGUGAAAAACUUCAAGAAAAUCAAUGCUGGUGACAGCUUGGUGUUCUUUCGGCCAGAGUACCAGAAAGCAUCGGAGCCGGUCGAGCCCCUGGUGCCGAUCAGCAAGAGACAGUCUGCAGGGCUGCAGAGCUCGCAGACUUGUACAGCAGGGCCGGGCUCGCUGUACUCUCUACACCAGCAGAUGGCCAAAGAGUUAGUUGCUGCAGGCGAGGAUGAAGAGCAGGAGGAAAUCUCCAUUUACAAAGCCACCUGCGUCAAAGGUCCUGGGCUGAGGACUGCUUGGAUGCCGGCUGUGCAGACAGUCGGUGGGGUAGAGUACAUAAAACUGUCCAAGUGGGACAGGUAUCUGACGUUGCUGUGCACACAGAAACCGAUGAAUCUCCACCGGGAGGGAAAGAAGCCAGUGCACAACAUCAAUGUUGUCUUUUUCGCAGAGUUGGCCAAGCUUCGUCUGGAGGCAUGCAAUGCUGCAGUUCGCAGAGUCAUGGAGGAGGCGGCCGAAGCGGAGGGGAAGCCACCGCCCACGAAAGUGCGAGCAGCAACGCAGGAAGACGAGUACCUGAUCGGCCGUUUCGUUGUUGUGGACGUGCCGCCUGUGUACAAGGGCGAGGACAUGAUCCAGGAAGGCAGGCAACUGCGCGUACUGUGGGCUGUUCGUGGGGAAGUGUGGAUCAAGUUGUCCCAAGCCAAUCUCCAAUAUGUGAGGCAUGCAAUUCAAGAGUCCCCAGCAUAUGUGCAGCCAGCUUCUAAAAGGAAGUCCAAAGGCAGCCCUCAAGGCAGCCCCAAGCGACACAAGAAGCGAGGCAGAAAGCCCCAUUCUAGGAGCAACCUGCUCGAGCCUGAUCCAGCAGAGGCUGCGAUUGCUCCACAAGCUGAGCAUGGCGAGGAAGACUAG